AUGGAGGCGCAGGGCCAAGACAAGGCUGCUGCCGGGCAGGUGGAGGGCCUGCGGCGAAUUAUGGGCGAGGUGGCCCAGCUCCCCAGCGAGGCCCUCCUCAACUUCUUCGCCGCCAACCCCGAGCUCCAGGCGCACCUGGCGGCAUCGUCGCCCUCGAGCUUCACCACGAUGGCGGCAUCGACGACGACCACGAAGCAGCGGAGGGUGGUGCCCGAGUUCGGGCAGGUGCCGACGGAGAUCUGGGAGCGCAUCUUCCUCUUCAUGGGCGUCGCGGGCGUGGCCAAGAUGCGCACCCUCUCCACCACGUGCGCCCGCAUCGGCUCCUCCAUCCUCGAGCGAGGCGGCACCACCACCACGACGAAGGAGAAGAGCAACAACAACAUCGAUAGAGAUGUUAAAGUGAUAGAUGAAGAAGUGCAGAUGGAGAAAGGAGAGAUGAGCGAGGAGAAGAAGAAUGUCAAAGAUGGUGUGAAGAAGAAAGUAGAGGAGGAUGAAGACGAGGCACGACUGACGGCGCUGGUCAAGAGGGAGAAGCAGAAGCGCAGGCGAGGCGAGGGCCUCUGGGAGCCGCACAUGCGCGACAGCAUCCUGGCGCGCGCCCGGACGGCCACCAUCGACCAGUGGGCCGCGCUGAGCCGCAACAAGCGUCUGUGGCGCAGCGUGCGCGGGUGCCCGGCCACCAAGCGGCGCCUGCUCCAGGCCCUGCAGGACUUCUUCCACGUCGACGAAGGCUCCAGCAAGUGGACCUCCCUCUUCCGUUCUUCUGACAAAGAGAAGAAGGUGCGGCUGCCGUCGAUCAAGAGCCUGCAGACGGUGCUUGAGGUGUGCAAGUCGCCGGCGCUGCUCGACGUCAUCCUCGAGAUGCCGAUGAGCUUCAUCGCCAAGUGCCUCCACCUGCUCAAGGGCGCCAAGGCCUCGCGCGGCGACUUUGCCAUCAUCGGCCAGCUGGCGCUGAGUCGGUCGCUGCCGGGCGGGAUCGUGGCCGAGUGCGGCGAGCUGCUGGCCAACGGCGGGCUGAGCCGCGGGGCCGGCGUGAAAGACAUCGGCGUGGUGCUGGCGCUCAAGCAUCGGUGGUGCGAGGACUGGCUCAUCGACACCCUCAAGCGACUCGUUCCCAAGGCCGACGUGGACAUGGUGAGCCAGAUCGCGUACCACGAGGGCAUGGUGCCCACGCAGUCGGCCGAGCUGCACGCGGCGAUCAAGAAGCGGCUGGUGGGCAUCCUGGCGACGGCCAACUUCCAGGACGUGCAGUACCUCAAGGACUGCCAGUUCGAGUUCGAAGGGUGGAAGAGCCAGGAGGCGAUCGGGGAGCGGCUGGGGCAGCUGGUCAAGCAGCACGCGUACUCGCUGGGCCACUUCAACUGCAGCUGGCUCUGGCACCAGAACCACCCGCGCACGGCCGCCAGUAGCUACUCGCCCACAUCGCAGCAGCAGCCGCAGCUGCGAAGGAGGAGGCUGACAUCGGUCGAGAAGCAGUUCGACCGCUUCCUCAUGGCCACGCGGUCGGCCGAGGCCGCACAACAGCACUCCGCGGAUCCGGGCUUCGACCAUCACCAGCAACACAACUGCGCCGGCGCCGGUAGGAAAGUGGGUUUCCUGGCGCCGGGCUUUCUCUACUGGGCGCCACCCAGCCGACGCAACGCCACCAGGGCCGUCAACCCGCAGAAGCACUUCGCCAAGGCCAUCGAGCGGCUCACGCCCGACGACGCCUUUGACUCCCUCCACCCUGCCAAGGGAAUGGGAAGCUGUGGUGUAGAGAGGAUGGUGGCCCUGCUCGAUCGACGAGGCCUCGUCGGCAGCGGGCGCGACGACGUUGUGCGGAAGCCGAUCAUCGACAAGCUAUGCGAGUUCAUGCGCACCUGCACCACUGUCGACCUCGAGAACCUCUGCUGCGACAGCAGCCUCGUGCGGCUGACGCCCGUCUUCCACGAGCUGGUCGACCGACUGGUGGCUGCGCUGACCACGUUCGAGACCCUGGAGCUGGUGGUGCGGCUGCGGCAGUCGUGGGUCGAGUGCGUGCUCGACGCCGCGCCGGGCGGCCUCUUGGCGCGGCGCGUGCUGGAGCGGCUCGACUUGUCGUACCACAUCGCCAACGCCGACGCCACGUGCAUGGUGGCGCUGCUGGCCAGCGCGCGGCUCUACGGGUUCGUGCGGUGCAAGCGGCGGCACAUGGGCGAGGCGGCGGUGGCGCUCAAGCGGCUCAUCUCGACCAUGGUCAACGUCGAGGAGCUGGUGUGCCUGCUCGUGCGGCCCGAGGUGGCGCGGGCCGUGCGCGAGCUGGACAGCGACCAGUGCCGGCUGGUGCAGGCCGUCGACGAGAAGCUCACCAUCCAUCUGGUGCCGCUGGCCAGCAUCACCUGCCUGCGCCUUCUCCACAACCUCGUCCUCAGCAGCAGUAGUAGCCCUGGGACUGACUCUGACGACGCCGCGCCACCACCGAUCGUGAAGAUGAGCGAUGAGCUGCGGGCGGCGAUCCUACAUCGGCUUUUCAUGCUCAUCGCCGAGUGUCGAUCGCUGGACGACCUCAACGACAUCGUCGGCGAGUACGACCCCGACAGCCCGCGCCUCCACCCCGGCAGCGACGAGCCGCUGCGGCAUCUGGGGUUCUUCAAUGAGCGCGAGCGAGACGCGCUGUGGGGCGAGAUGAUGGCGGAGAGCCGCGCGCUGCAGGAGUCGAUCAUGGCAGCGCUGGAGAACGUGGCCAGCGCGGGCAUGCCGCGGCGCGACCUGCGGCGGCUGCCCAACUGUCCGUGGAUGUGGCACCAGGUCAACGAGCGCGAGCCGCUCAAGUUCUUCCUGCUCCAGCAGAGCCUUCUCGCCAUCGACGACGACGCCGCCCCGGCCUCGCCCACCUCUCCCACUUCUUCUUCGUCGUCGCCUGGCCAUUCGAUGAUGAUGACGACAGGACCCUGUUCGCCGACUCGUGGGCGCCGAGGCACUGCUGUUUGA
This is a messenger RNA of Acanthamoeba castellanii str. Neff, 2949 nucleotides long. RefSeq lists its product as uncharacterized. The transcript is spliced from 5 exons. The coding region runs from base 1 to 2949 and encodes 982 amino acids. NCBI's taxonomy places the organism in Eukaryota, Discosea, Longamoebia, Acanthamoebidae. The record is from RefSeq and is a predicted model, not a curated record.